AUGCUUUUGUAUUCAUAAAGAUCAACCGCUACAAUUUAGAUUACUCUUUGGUAAAUCGGUUCAACUAAAAAUAUAUCAUCUCUGAAAAAGAUUGGCGAAUAUAAUAAACUUGUGUUCAAGGACAGGAUAGAUGAUAAUCUGGCAGGAGCAUAUAACCUUCACAACUUGAAACACUCAACAGCUUAUAAGGUCAUGGUUGAACUUGUUUUUAGUGACUCGAACUAGAGAACUCUGGAAUACUGGCCAUCGUUGAUGCUCCCAAACGGGGAAUUAAAGAAUAUCUAGAGUGAGAAAAGAAUGUUUAACACUGCCUCAAUGCCUGUGGAUGAAUACAUUGAAUAAGAAUUAGACUUUGCUCGUCAAACUAAACGGUAAUUGACUAGAAAAAUUUAGUUUGCUAAGUCAGAGCGAGUGCUCUACGAUUAUACUUAGGAAGAGGCAACAUACGAUAUGUUUAAGAAGAAGACUGAUCAUGCCAAUAAAGAAACAUUGAAGCAGAGUAUGCUUGCUGCGAGAGGCCACAAAGAUUGGAAAGAUUACGCUAGAUGUGGGAUGAAAGUUGCAUAGCCUGAGUAUAAUAAAGACAAAAGACUGAAUCGAAUGCUCUUGGUUGGUAAUGCUAUCGAUGCGUACUAGGAUGUGCCUGAGCUAAACAAUGGCUAAGCCUUCAUGAAAAAUGAUUGGAAAAUGGGACCAUUCUAUGCUUGGGAUCAUAACUAUCUCAAAUAUACUCCAGAUGAUUAUCGAAACAAAGAAUGA
This is a messenger RNA of Stylonychia lemnae, 759 nucleotides long. The record is from the annotation of a GenBank genome assembly. NCBI's taxonomy places the organism in Eukaryota, Ciliophora, Spirotrichea, Sporadotrichida, Oxytrichidae.